This is a messenger RNA of Vitrella brassicaformis, 595 nucleotides long. The record is from the annotation of a GenBank genome assembly. Lineage: Eukaryota; Vitrellaceae.
CCCACUUCCACGCUCCCCAAGAGAUGACUCCUUGACGACCUGGCGACGAUACUGUACAACUGUAAGACGUUGAAAUGAGAACACAAACAUGCGACUGUUCUGUUCUGAGUGAGGUCUUGUCCUUUGUCAUGUCAUGGCAGGUUUGUGUUCAUCAUCUCGGCGCCCUCCACUCCUUCCUUUGCCUCGUCUUGUCUGUCCCAAAAGGGAAACAAGCCGGCCAUGAGUCAAGCACCGGUAGGCCGCACUCACAUUCCGGCACGUGAAGGUCCUGCCUGGAUCCAUCUACUGCCGUUGUGUGUGUUGUUUAUGUCAGCCUGAGCAUCUCAUGGCAGCCGAGGAGCUUCGCCACAUCUUCAGCUAUUCGCCGCCCUGGGAGCUCGGUCAGCAGCGCCUCAACAAAGACAUCAUGGCCCACGCACCGGCCCACUACACCCACCUCAGCAUCGACUGGGACGACCAGACGACGCGGUCACUAUGGGAGAAGAUGCCGGACAGUGCGGCUCGCCAGUGGGGCGAGAGGGCAGUGAACCUCAAGGAACUCCUGGUGCGCUUCCCGCGUGGCUUCUCCCGCUGGCGUCGGACGACUUGGAGAUAG